AUGGAAGGAGGAGAGACGUUCCCAGUCUUGGGAAAUGGCAGCCAAGGGGACGACAAGGUGAUGCAGACCUUCCACAAGAGCUUUGGGCAAGUGCAGAGCCGGUUGGACCAGAACAGGAAACUGAUCAACGAGAUCAACCAGAACCAGGCGUCGAGGAUCCCCGGACGCCUCAACCGCAACGUCCGCCUCAUCGAGGUCAACAGCAAUAUCCGCCGCGUCGUCGACGUGUACGUCGAGCUUUCCCUCUCCUUCACCGGGUCAAUGGAGGCAUCACCUGAAGCUGGAGCUGCUUCCCAAGGGAAGCCUGGCCACAAGAGAGUCAGGGCAUGA
Messenger RNA from Musa acuminata AAA Group (dessert banana), 330 nucleotides. Its product is annotated as protein ELF4-LIKE 3-like. Gene Ontology annotation, biological process: positive regulation of circadian rhythm; entrainment of circadian clock. The record is from RefSeq and is a predicted model, not a curated record. The coding region runs from base 1 to 330 and encodes 109 amino acids. Lineage: Eukaryota; Viridiplantae; Streptophyta; Magnoliopsida; Zingiberales; Musaceae. The transcript has a single exon.